GUCAUAGUGGGCAUUGCUGCCACUGAGCAUGUCAUGCCCUCAAGUAUAGGGUGGUCCGUUUCUGGUGGAUCUAUAGGCAUGGCGUUCGAUAAGAUCAAGGAAGAGUAUGAUUUCAGUGACUUCAAUUUCAGUUUUCUUGUGGAAUACACCGAAUGCGAUCGUGUGAAGACAGUUGGUGUUGGUAUCGAGUUUAUGAUGAGGCAACAAAGCCGAUGUUGUCAUUGGGCCGCCUUGCCCAGACGGUAA
Ostertagia ostertagi is the source of this 246-nucleotide messenger RNA. NCBI's taxonomy places the organism in Eukaryota, Metazoa, Nematoda, Chromadorea, Rhabditida, Trichostrongylidae. The record is from the annotation of a GenBank genome assembly.